AUGGAAGGCAAAGCCCCCUCCUCCACCCUCACCGCUGCUCUUGUUGUUGCUGCUGUUGCUGCUGGUGGUGUUGCUGGUGCUGGGGCUUUUGCUGCUGCUGCUGCUGCUGUUGUUGUUGUUGUUAUUGCUGUUGCUGUUGCUGUUGCUGGUGCUGGUGGUGGUGGUGGCGGCAGCAGCGGCGCCAACCCCCGCGCCGUUGGUCUUUUCGGUCAUCGUGCUGGUGAAAAAGACAAGUCAGAACUCAGAAAGGCAAUGGCGAUGUUAAACAUGAAGCAAUGGCAAUGGACCAUGUUGGAAACCGCGGACCCAGAAAAAGUGACUCAAGGGGCAGGCGGACGGGAAGUCAAGGCGCCCAAUUUGUCAGAAGCAGCGGAGAUCAUGGACCGUAGAGGUGCUCACAAGGCCACAAGUGAGCUUCGAGAUCAGGGGCAGCCACGGGCCCAGAGUUUUGAGAAAUCACGCGAUGUCCAUGGGAAAUGGAACAAUGGGAAAUUGAGAAGCAAGAAUGGGAAACCACGAACACCUCAAGGUCGAGAAUCAAGAGGUGUUGAUCCACCUUCAGCUCGACGAGGAAAGCCAGAGCUGCCCCGCGCAGAGCACCAGGAGCGAGUACGCCAGGAACAAGCCCUCUUCAGGCCAACUGUGAACGAGGGCAUGGACGAAGAGCUGGUGCAAGCAGCGGUGGAUUGGCAGUUGGGAGUCGGGGUGGAUGAAGAGGGGUUCUGGUUGAGUUCGCGGAUCGCGUCCCGUCAUGCGUCCCUUGUGCGGUUGAGUCCUUCCAGAGAAUUGGAAAGAGUCGUGCACUUCUGCCUCCCGGCCUGGAUCUCGAGGCCAAGAGCAGUCUCGCACUUCUCCUCAUUCUCCGGGCUCCGGAGACACUCACACUCUGAUUCCAAUUUUGGUCUCCGUGAGCUCCGUGUUCCUUCCAAGUCUCCCGCCUUUAGCCGGAAGACGGCCGUGAGAACUGGCCCGUUCUUUGAUGACUGCAAGUGGCGGAGACUGCCCCAAAAUGUUCGACCUGUUUCCCGUAGAGAGAGCAAGAUACUUCCAGCCCUCCUCAUGGAGUUGAUCACAGCCACGAACCACCGAGUCACUCGCAGAUCACAUCCACCUCUCCCAACAAGCAAGGAAGGAAGGCUCGAAACCGCAAGUGCCUGA
Messenger RNA from Neurospora tetraspora, 1158 nucleotides. RefSeq lists its product as uncharacterized. The transcript has 5 exons. Bases 1 to 1158 code for a protein of 385 amino acids. The record is from RefSeq and is a predicted model, not a curated record. Lineage: Eukaryota; Fungi; Ascomycota; Sordariomycetes; Sordariales; Sordariaceae.